Messenger RNA from Onychostruthus taczanowskii (white-rumped snowfinch), 1410 nucleotides. RefSeq names its product tubulointerstitial nephritis antigen (gene TINAG). Gene Ontology annotation, cellular component: lysosome. The transcript is spliced from 11 exons. The record is from RefSeq and is a predicted model, not a curated record. Gene Ontology annotation, biological process: proteolysis. The coding region runs from base 1 to 1410 and encodes 469 amino acids. Gene Ontology annotation, molecular function: cysteine-type peptidase activity. NCBI's taxonomy places the organism in Eukaryota, Metazoa, Chordata, Aves, Passeriformes, Passeridae.
AUGCGGCACAAAAUUCAGAUAUUGCUCUUAUACUGGAUUGCCAGUGAAGUUUCAAUGACAAAACGUUUUGAUUCUAGAAGAAAUUUCUCCCAGGCACUUUACUCUGUAAAUGACAGUGGUUCUGCUAAGUGGAACAGGAUUAAAAGGAGUCUGUAUCAGGGGAGUUCCUGCAGGAUACGCGGCUGUUGCCCAGGAAGAGAUGAUGACUGCAGCUUUACCAUUGUCUCCAGAGGAGCUGUAUGUUACUGUGACCAGUACUGCACCUCGGGCUCUCCCGGGCCUGUGGACUGCUGUACUGACUACUGGGAUGUCUGCAACCACCCCGCGGAGCCCAGCAGGUCAGAGCAGCCUUGGCCGCCUUCAGCAGGGGGUUGUUAUAAAGAUGGCCGAUAUUACGGAGAAGGAACAAUAAUUAAAGACAACUGCAAUUCCUGCAAAUGUUUCAACAGUCUCUGGAAAUGUUCAACAGACGUGUGCCUUGUUCGCCAAGACUUAAUUCAGCACAUCAAUUCUGGAGAUUUUGGAUGGAAAGCUGAAAACUACAGUCAGUUCUGGGGAAUGACAGUGGAAGAAGGUUUCAAAAAUCGUCUGGGCACCUUCCCUCCAUCUCAUUCUUUGCUGAAUAUGAGAGAGGCUCCUGGGAAGUCACUUCCAGAAGAAAAGUUUCCUGCAAUCUUUUCAGCCAUUUAUGAGUGGCCUGAUCGGAUUCACGAUCCUUUGGAUCAGCGAAACUGUGGAGCAUCCUGGGCUUUUUCAACAGCAAGUGUUGCAGCAGAUAGAAUAGCAAUUCAUUCAAAGGGUCAGAUCACAGACAACCUUUCUGCUCAGAACUUGAUCUCUUGUGAUACCAGGAAUCAACAAGGAUGUAAUGGUGGGAGCAUUGAUGGUGCCUGGAGAUAUCUGAAAACACAUGGGGUUGUAUCAUAUGCUUGUUAUCCUUCAUUUUGGAACAAACACCUGGGGCCAUCAGCUGAAAAUCAGUGUUAUGUGUCAAGUGAAUAUGGAAAAAACCAUACAAAUGGGCCAUGUCCCAAUCCUUUUGAAAAAUCCAAUCGGUUAUACCGGUGUGCCUCUCACUACAGGGUGUCCUCAAAAGAAACUGAUAUAAUGGAAGAAAUCAAGGACAGAGGACCAGUGCAAGCUAUAAUGAAAGUGUAUGAAGAUUUUUUUCUUUACAAAGAGGGAAUAUAUCGACACUCCCAGACAGCAGGAUCUAAAUGGAAAACUCAUUCAGUCAAACUCCUUGGGUGGGGAGCAUUACCUGACAAAAAUGGACAAAAACAGAAGUUUUGGAUUGCUGCAAAUUCCUGGGGAAAAUCCUGGGGAGAAAAUGGUUAUUUUAGGAUUCUUCGUGGACAAAAUGAGUGUGAUAUUGAGAAGCUGAUUUUAGCUACUUCAGGACAACCAUAG